AUGUUAAGUUUAUCGGAUGUAGCUGAUUACCUACGAAGUUUGCGUGAUCGUAUUGCAACUGUUCAGGAAGAUUGUUCAGCUUCCGAUAAGUUUCUGCUGGCAUCCAAUGUGUUUGAACAAAUCAAGGAUCACGCUCCCUCUUUGGCGACUCAUCAAGUUCUUUCUAAAUAUUUAGAGAAGCUGGUAACGCUGCUGGCGCACUCCCUGAUUGAGGAUCCCAAGAGUGACAUCCAGGAGAAGCGUAACCUUUGUCUUUCCAUCUGUAACCAGAUAUUUCUGAAGGCAGAUGUCGAAGUGUUGUCCAAGGACAUGUUUGGCUCUCACGUACUGCAAUCCACAUUGCAAUGUUGCACCCUUUUCGAACACCAGGGUAUAUCGCUGAGCGAGCCGCUGCAAUACGUCACUUCCACAGUAGAAGACCGUUGCCUUUUCGAGCUUCUGCAUCAUACAUCAGGCUCCCAUGUACUUCGGAGCCUUACGAAAACCUUGGCCGGUGCCUUGGAUUCUGAUGCUUUCCAAAAAAGUAAACAGAUAUCGGAAAACAGUUUUGGUAACUACGUUAUUCAAGCACUAGUACGCCAUCGUUACUUCCAAGCGACACAUAUGGAGGAGCUGUUGGACUGUAUAGACAUAAGCGAAUUGCUGCUGAGUUCCUCAUCUCCCAUCGUCUGGCGUCUGUGUGAAUCUGCCGUGACGUUGGGUACAGGUCAAUCACACUUUAUAAAAAAGUUACUGGAAGCGUUAGGGAUAUCUCAAAACCGACGUGCUGAUCCAAAAAGCCAGUCACCUGGCGCGAAGCGCCGGAAAACGGAGGUUGGGUCGCAAUCACAUGACACACCUUCCCCUGAGCACACCGACAGCGGUGACGCCAAUGCAACAUCUGACGCUGGUGCUACCAGUGUUGCGCGUCGGGGAGUAGAAUGCGGUAAGGGUCGCAUUUGGCUAGCGCUGAUUUCGUGCAAACCUGUUGAUUCCGACCAUAUUCACUUGCGUGCUACGGGGGCGUCAAUUCUACUGAAUCUGCUUAAGUUUGAACGUAAACUCAUCGCUCAUGUGUUGAGUGACUUCAAACACUUCCUAAGAAUCGCAAAAUCGCAAAACAAAUUGGGAGAACUUGCCACUGAUCGCCACUUUUCCCGAGUACUGCAGCUGCUGCUCGACCGCCGUCAGGGUCUCAUGAAGGAGAAGCAAAUAGAGCGCCUCUUCAAUUAUUUAAAAGCAGACUUCGUGGAACUGGCCCUAAACGUCAAUGGCGCCUUCGUGCUCUCAAGCCUUUUCGCAGCAUGUCCUCUACGUCUUCGCCAGAGUAUCUUGACGGAACUUGCCCCCGAGAGCGAUCGAAUCCUUGCAAAGAGCAAGAAGUUCGCAGAGAUCGUCGGUCUGGAAUCGUUCUGUAAGAACAAGGAAUUAUGGUCCAAGAAAAUGAGCAAGGCCGAGUCGGUCAGGUCUCUUUUCAAAGACAUUAUCGAACCGAAGUAG
This is a messenger RNA of Babesia sp. Xinjiang, 1479 nucleotides long. RefSeq lists its product as uncharacterized. NCBI's taxonomy places the organism in Eukaryota, Apicomplexa, Aconoidasida, Piroplasmida, Babesiidae. Bases 1 to 1479 code for a protein of 492 amino acids. The record is from RefSeq and is a predicted model, not a curated record. The transcript has 4 exons. Gene Ontology annotation, molecular function: RNA binding. Gene Ontology annotation, biological process: ribosomal small subunit export from nucleus; endonucleolytic cleavage to generate mature 5'-end of SSU-rRNA from (SSU-rRNA, 5.8S rRNA, LSU-rRNA); endonucleolytic cleavage in 5'-ETS of tricistronic rRNA transcript (SSU-rRNA, 5.8S rRNA, LSU-rRNA). Gene Ontology annotation, cellular component: nucleolus; preribosome, small subunit precursor; 90S preribosome.